AUGUCAAAAGCUGUCGGUAUUGAUUUGGGUACUACGUACUCAUGUGUUGCUCACUUCACCAACGACCGUGUCGAAAUAAUAGCAAAUGACCAAGGUAAUAGAACCACGCCUUCGUAUGUGGCUUUCACCGACACGGAAAGACUAAUUGGUGACGCUGCUAAGAAUCAGGCCGCUAUGAAUCCUUCAAACACCGUUUUUGACGCCAAGAGACUGAUAGGUAGGAAAUUUUCUGACCCAGAAGUCAUUAAUGAUGCCAAGCAUUUCCCAUUCAAGAUCGUCAAUAAAGAAGGCAAGCCGGUCAUUGAAGUCGAGUACAAAGCAGAAACAAAGUCUUUUACUCCGGAAGAAAUCUCCUCGAUGAUCUUGACGAAAAUGAAGGAAACUGCAGAAGGCUACUUGGGCGGUGAGGUGAAAGAUGCUGUGGUCACUGUCCCUGCUUACUUCAAUGAUUCGCAAAGGCAGGCAACCAAAGAUGCAGGUACAAUUGCGGGUUUGAAUGUUUUGAGAAUUAUUAACGAACCAACUGCUGCUGCAAUUGCUUAUGGUCUGGAUAAGAAAGGUACCAAAGAACACAAUGUCUUGAUCUUCGACCUGGGUGGUGGUACUUUCGAUGUUUCGUUGUUGUCGAUAGAUGAAGGUAUCUUCGAAGUUAAAGCAACUGCUGGUGAUACCCAUUUAGGUGGUGAGGAUUUCGACAAUAGAGUCGUCAACCAUCUAGCACAAGAGUUUCAAAGGAAAUACAAGAAGGAUUUGACCAAAAAUCAAAGAGCGUUAAGAAGAUUAAGAACUGCCGCCGAAAGAGCAAAAAGAACUUUGUCCUCCUCCGCACAAACCUCCAUUGAAAUCGACUCUUUGUUCGAAGGUGAAGAUUUCUACACUUCUCUAACAAGAGCAAGAUUCGAGGAAUUAUGUGCAGACUUGUUUAGAUCGACUUUAGAACCUGUAGAAAAAGUAUUGGCUGACGCGAAGAUUGAUAAAUCAAAAGUCGAUGAAAUCGUACUGGUUGGAGGUUCUACUAGGAUCCCUAAAGUCCAAAAAUUAGUCUCGGACUUCUUUAAUGGCAAAGAACCAAAUAAAUCAAUUAACCCAGAUGAAGCUGUUGCUUAUGGUGCGGCGGUCCAAGCGGCCAUCUUGACUGGUGAUACUUCUGCAAAGACACAAGAUCUAUUAUUAUUAGAUGUCGCACCAUUAUCGUUAGGUAUUGAAACUGCUGGUGGUAUCAUGACAAAAUUGAUCCCAAGAAACUCAACUAUCCCAACCAAGAAGUCAGAAACUUUCUCUACGUACGCUGACAACCAACCAGGUGUCUUGAUUCAGGUCUUUGAAGGUGAAAGAACAAGAACUAAGGAUAACAACAUUUUGGGUAAAUUCGAAUUGGCAGGCAUCCCACCAGCUCCAAGAGGUGUGCCUCAAAUUGAAGUCACAUUCGAUAUCGAUGCUAAUGGUAUCUUAAACGUAUCUGCUCUAGAAAAAGGAACCGGUAAAUCCAAUAAGAUUACUAUUACAAACGAUAAGGGUAGAUUAUCAAAGGAAGAUAUCGAUAGAAUGGUUUCUGAUGCUGAGAAAUAUAAGGCUGAGGAUGAUGCUGAAGCUGAGCGUAUUCUGGCUAAGAAUCAAUUAGAAUCAUACGCCUUUAGUUUGAAGAGUACUAUUGGUGAAGCCAACUUCAAAGAAAAAGUCGGCGAAGAAGAUGUCAAGACGAUCGAAACUGCUGUCCAAGAAACUGUCGACUGGUUAGAUGCCUCCCAAUCUGCAUCUAUCGAUGAAUAUAAGGACAGACAAAAGGAGUUAGAAGGUAAGGUCAACCCAAUCAUGACUAAAUUCUACGGUGCUGGCGGUGCUCCACCAGGUGGUGCUGCCCCAGGUGGUGCUGCUCCAGAAGCCGCUGGCUCUGAGGGUCCAACUGUCGAAGAAGUUGAUUAG
Messenger RNA from Tetrapisispora phaffii CBS 4417, 1923 nucleotides. RefSeq lists its product as uncharacterized. The record is from RefSeq and is a predicted model, not a curated record. NCBI's taxonomy places the organism in Eukaryota, Fungi, Ascomycota, Saccharomycetes, Saccharomycetales, Saccharomycetaceae. Gene Ontology annotation, biological process: vesicle-mediated transport; cellular response to unfolded protein; protein refolding. The transcript has a single exon. Gene Ontology annotation, cellular component: nucleus; plasma membrane; cytosol. The coding region runs from base 1 to 1923 and encodes 640 amino acids. Gene Ontology annotation, molecular function: ATP-dependent protein folding chaperone; ATP hydrolysis activity; misfolded protein binding.